Molecule: messenger RNA, 2889 nt
Organism: Physella acuta
Lineage: Eukaryota; Metazoa; Mollusca; Gastropoda; Physidae
Product: MORC family CW-type zinc finger protein 3
Cellular component (GO): nucleus
Molecular function (GO): ATP hydrolysis activity
Source: RefSeq, a predicted model, not a curated record
UAAAAAGUAGUAAAAUCUGUUUGACGGUGUUUAUGUUAAGUAAUUGCUUUAUUUACUUACUUGGCUACACGUGUUCAAUGUAAUAUUUUACAGUGCGUAAAAUUUGAACAAAAAUGGCGAGCAAUGAGCUUACAGUAAAUGGGAUCAAAUUGAGUAUGGUCCAUCCAAAUUACUUACACAGUAAUUCAACCAGUCAUCCCUGGGCACUCGGCGCGAUGGCGGAGUUGAUUGAUAAUGCCUAUGACCCGGAUGUUGGAGCAAAGAACUUAUAUAUAGACAAAAUGGAGCGAGAUGGACAACUGUGUUUGACUUUUCAAGAUGACGGAAACGGCAUGGAUUUUAUAAAACUUCAUCAGUUGCUUAGCUUUGGCUACUGUGACAAGACAGACAGUGGCAGAACUUACUCACACAAACCUAUUGGUCAGUAUGGUAAUGGCUUCAAGUCAGGAUCUAUGCGUUUAGGCAAGGACGUCAUCGUGUUUACCAGGUGUGAGACCAGUGCCAGUGUGGGGUUCCUGUCACAGACCUACCUACAGGGCAUAAAUGCCGAAUCUGUUCUGGUACCUUUACUGGAAUACAAAGUGCCAACACUGACACCAAUACAGCGAGCUGGCCGGGAGUCCAACUUGGAGGCCAUUCUAGAAUAUUCUUUGUACAAGUCUGAAGAAGAUCUAGUUGCUGAACUAACAAGCUUAAGAGCUGGGACGAAAAUAGUUAUAUUUAAUCUUAAAAAAAUCAACGGAAGAUACGAGCUAGACUUUGACUUUGACCCAUCUGACAUCCGGUGCCCUGUGGCUUACGUGACAGAACCAGACACCAAUGAGGAGCGUCCUGUAGUGGUGAGCAGUAGCCACAGACGUUCGUUGAAGGAGUAUUACAGUAUCCUGUAUUAUCGUCCGAGUAGCACCAACAUGGAAGUCUUUAUUCGUGGUCGUUUAGUAAAGCUCAAGCUUUUAUCCAAAACCUUGAAAGAGAAAGAAGAGCAAUUCUACAAACCGAAAACUGAAAGUAAACAAAUAAGGAUUUCUAUCGGCUUUGCACCAGAGGAGGACACAGAAGAUUAUGGAAUGCUUUUAUACCACAAAAACAGGCUGAUUAAAGCUUAUGAAAGAGUUGGAUGCCAAAAACAGGCCAAUGGGAAUGGAGUAGGUGUUAUAAUAGUCGCAAAUGUUGAUUUUCUAACUCCUACUCACACCAAGCAAGACUUUGAAACGGACGCUAAAUACAACACUGUAGUCGGAGUUUUUGCAAAGAGGGUCAAUGAUUUUUGGAAAAACAAAAGAGAGAUAUCAGAUCAUGCAAAAGGGUCCCGAACUCGCUCUAAGCGACUUUCUGGUUCAUCCAGAGUUGCAGAAAACUCGUCUGAAGCCACCAGCGUCCACCAUGGUCGUGGCAGUCCCGCCGAGAUGUUGGGGCCGUUACACGAGUCAGCUGACAUCAAUCUUAUCAGAACAGAUGAGCAUGAACAAGAAACAAGCUUGACAGAGAAUUUACCCGGAAGACCAAAAUUAGAAGCAAGCAUAAGCAAUAGUCAGCCUCCUCCUUCAAGGAAAAGAAAAACAGAAAGUGAAGACAUGACAGACUAUAACAGUGUAGCUAGCACAAGCCAAAAAUCGCCAAGACUUCGUGAGUCUUCUCCCUCAAUCAUUGCGCCAAUACAUAUCAGUACUGAAGACCAAGGAAAUAAUACUCUGUCACCUAAUAACGCAGCAGUCUCUACUAGUAUGUCUGGAGGAAAAAACUGUCAAACAAAUAAUGCCACAGCCGAUACCCAAGUAACUCAAGAGAAUCAGCUUUCAGAAAAUGUGGACAAUCACGUGAAAGACGAUAUAAUAAAAGGAGAGGUUUUCAGUACUCCCCUGUUAACUGAGACUCAGCUGUGCUCACCUACCACAGAUGCCAGUAGUUCACAACAAGCAUCCACAAGUGGAACAAACCCCUGCAACCCUACGCAGACUGAUGGAAUCGCUGGCUGUUCAAACACACAAAGUGUUGUCGAAACAGAGUCAGAAGAUGUACAGCAACUAAAAGAUAAACUUUCAAUACAGAGAUUAAUUAACGAUGGCUUGAAACGUAAAAUGGAAGAUUUUCGUAAAAAUGUUCAUCAUUUGUUAAUGCGUAUAUGUCCACCAUAUGACGGUACUUUGGAUCAAGUGGAACAUACGGUUAAAAAUCUGUUGAAAGAAUACAAAAAUGAGAGUGAGUUGAAUAAUUCAACGUAAAAGUUUAAUUAAACGCUCAUACAAUUUUUAAAGUUGUAUCAAAUACUGAUCAAUUUAGGUUAUUGAAUGACAUGAUAAUAGUGUGUUCAAUUUAUUAUAAAUAGCAUCCAGUAGCUGGAAAAUAUGCACUGAUGUGCUAUCAACGGCCUUUUUUUUUUAAAUUAAGUCCAUAUUCUAUUUUUCACCGAAUGCUUUAUAUUGUAAUUAUGCACUUUGAUUCUUUUUUUUUUUUAAGAAAUUAAAUAUCCUUCUCAACCUCGACUAAAUUGUUUAUGCCCAUUAGAAUAUAAAGACACACGCGUACCUGCGAUUUUACUUGUACUAUAAUUGUGAUUUUCUCUGUUAUUUAAAAAAAAAACGAAUCCUUCAGAAAAUAAAACCAGUUAUGUGACCUAAAAGCGAUUGAUAUAAUGAUAUGUAUUGUAGUUACUUCGUAAAACAUGUAUACCUAUUGACUCAAUGUGUGUAGAAUUAGUAAGACCUUAGCUAAUAUUUUUUAUCAGGUUUUUUAUCAUUCAUUAAAGCACGGGGUUUUUUUUUUUUGUUAAUAUGAUAAUGGAUUGGGUCAGACACGGUACUGAAACGACCAGAUGGAACCAUUGUAAUCUGGGUGAAGACCGAGCUUUAAUCCUAGCUGGUUUUUUAGGGCUGGGCAUAUAAACAUUGU